CAAGUGAAACCUGGAACCAGCGUUUGAAUCACAUAACAUGGCAGCGCCGUCCAGCAACACAUGCGGGCUCAUGGAGCGGUCGAUCCGGGAACGGGUCCCGCCACUGCUGACGGACCUGUACCAGUUCACCAUGGCUUAUGCGUACUGGCGGGCCGGCCGGCACCAGGAGCCCGCAGUGUUUGAGCUCUUCUUCAGGGACAACCCGUUUGGCGGAGGCUUCUCUCUGUUCACCGGGCUGCACGACUGUCUGCUAUUCCUGCGCAGCUUUCACUUCACAGACGAAGAUGUGGACUUCCUGCGCUCAGUCUUGCCCCCGGCCACAGACCCGGCCUUCUUCCAGUUCCUGCGAGGCCUGGACUGCUCCGGCGUCACACUCCGCUCCGUCCCAGAGGGUACUGUGGUCUUUGCCAGGGUGCCUGUGAUAGAGGUAGCAGGACCGCUGGCUGUGGUUCAACUGCUGGAAACCAGUUUACUGUGUCUGGUUAACUACGCCAGUCUGGUGUGUAGUAACGCCGCCCGCUUCCGCCUGGCAGCCGGCCCCAGGAGGAAGCUGCUGGAGAUGGGUCUGAGGAGGGCUCAGGGUCCAGAUGGAGGACUCACCGCCUCACGAUACACACACAUUGGAGGGUUUGACCUCACCAGUAACGUUCAGGCUGGCUUCCUGUUCGGGAUUCCCGUCGCAGGGACUAUGGCGCACUCCUACGUCACUUCCUUUACUUCUCUAGAGGAGGUGUGGCCACAAACACUCGUGGCGGUGAACGGGGAGCCCGACCCGGUCGAUUUCAUUUCAUUGACAAAGAGCUGGCUGCGUCGUGUCUGUGAGCUUCUGGGUGCCGAGACGGGGAAGAUACGCGAGGGCGAGUUGGCUGCCUUCCUGUCGUACGCCAUCGCUUACCCUCAGAACUUCCUCCCUGUGAUUGACAGCUACAGUGUCAGCUGCAGUGGCGUGUUGAACUUCUGCGCUGUGGCGUUGGCGCUGUGUGAACUGGGCUAUAGGCCGAUGGGAGUUCGUCUGGACAGCGGGGAUCUCUGCAGGCAGUCGGUCGAUGUCCGCCGCGUCUUCAGACUCUGCAGUGAGCACUUCUCCAACUCUACUUUUGAUUCACUUAUUAUCGUUGGGACCAAUAACAUCUCAGAGCAAAGCAUGGUGGAGCUCAACAAGAAGGAGAAUGAGAUCGACGUGGUCGGUGUUGGAACACAUCUGGUUACCUGCACAAAACAACCCUCUCUAGGUUGUGUUUAUAAGCUGGUGGAGGUGAGAGGGAGGCCCAGGAUGAAGAUCAGUGAGGAUCCACAGAAGAGCACCGUCCCUGGGAGGAAAGCUGUCUACAGACUAUUAGACGCUGAAGGCCAUCCGUUUCUGGACCUGGUGAGUCUGGCAGUGGAGUCUCCUCCAGAGGCAGGACUCCCACUGAGCUGCUAUCCCCUGCGGUGUGAUAACGCGCCUCUCUCAGUCACUCCAGCUCAGGUCGUCUGUCUGCGCCAGGAAGCGUUUACCAAAGGCCAGGUCACACACCCUCUGUGCAGCGCUGCAGAAACUAGAGCAAAGGUCCAGAGCUCCCUGCAGACUCUGCACCCUCGACACAAGAGGCUGCAGGAGCCAGACGCUUACACAGUGGCGUUGUCAGAGAAACUCCACAACCUGGUCAUAGAAAUCCGAAAAGGCAGCUCCAACAACAGCAGCUUCCUCUUAGCCAACUAAAGACAAAGAUGCACACGUUCAUGUCGGUUCAUUGACACUAUUUUCCAAAGUGCCUUACAGU
Molecule: messenger RNA, 1763 nt
Organism: Scomber japonicus (chub mackerel)
Lineage: Eukaryota; Metazoa; Chordata; Actinopteri; Scombriformes; Scombridae
Gene: naprt
Product: nicotinate phosphoribosyltransferase
Exons: 13
Coding region: 38-1702 (554 amino acids)
Biological process (GO): NAD+ biosynthetic process
Molecular function (GO): nicotinate phosphoribosyltransferase activity
Source: RefSeq, a predicted model, not a curated record